AUGGAGUUCUUGCUUUUUUUAAGCCUCGCUACAGAUAAAGCCGGGAUUAGAACGUCGUUCGAAUGCGGCUACACGAUCAAGAGUUUCAGGAGUAGAAUAAAACUUAUCAAUUUUGAAAGAUGUAGGACGAAGGCUGACGCCCUGGCCAGGCGUAUGGGCGAGAGGCGUAUCGUGAAGGAGUACGCCGAAGUCAGCAGGCCUGAGAUAGGCACGGAUAUGAGGGUAUCGGGGCUAGAUGGGUCCCUCACCCUAGACGAAGUCAGGGAGGCGGUGGCCAUGAAGGGGGGCUGCUCCACCCGAGAGGUGACUGUAGGAGAGUUGCGCUCGGGACCAGGAGGCAUGGGGGGGACGAUCGUUCGAUGUCCCGCAUAG
This is a messenger RNA of Chilo suppressalis (striped riceborer), 372 nucleotides long. The record is from the annotation of a GenBank genome assembly. Lineage: Eukaryota; Metazoa; Arthropoda; Insecta; Lepidoptera; Crambidae.